Molecule: messenger RNA, 1869 nt
Organism: Botrytis fragariae
Lineage: Eukaryota; Fungi; Ascomycota; Leotiomycetes; Helotiales; Sclerotiniaceae
Product: putative fatty acid transporter protein
Exons: 6
Coding region: 1-1869 (622 amino acids)
Molecular function (GO): long-chain fatty acid transmembrane transporter activity; long-chain fatty acid-CoA ligase activity
Source: RefSeq, a predicted model, not a curated record
AUGGCGCUCGCAACAGCAGUUGUAGCAGGUACAUCUGCUGCAGCAAUGUACCUCGAUGGCAAAUAUUCUAUAUUAAAAGAUUUGAAUGAUAAAUUGAAAAUGAGACGAACCAUGAAAUGGUACGCCGAAGCUGAGAAAAAUAGAAAAUUAUGUCUUUAUUAUCUGUUCGAAGAAAGCGUGCAUCGUCAUCCAAACACAGAAUGUAUCUGGUCACGAGAGGGCUGCUACACUUGGAAACAAUCCUACGAUCUCGUAAAUCAAUACGGUCAAUGGUAUCUCUCCCAGGGCGUAAAGCCUGGUGAUUUAGUAGCAUUUUAUCUUCAAAAUUCUCCGGACUUUCUGUUUGCCUGGCUGGGAUUAUGGUCGAUAGGAGCUGCUCCAGCAAUGAUCAACUACAAUUUGGCUGGAAAAGCAUUAAUUCACUGUGUUAAGGUUCCAAAAGCCAAACUUAUUUUGGUGGAUGAUGAUGCGGAGUUGAGAGAGAGGAUUGAGGCUGAGAAAGAGGAGUUGGGGGACUUAGGGAUCAAAAUUGUAUUCAUGGAUAGCUCUACAUUGUCGGAAAUACGCAGUGGAAAGGCUGAAAGGCCAGAAGAUAUUUAUAGAGAGGAAGUCAAAGGAAACUCGCCUUUAGGUUUGUUGUAUACCAGUGGAACUACAGGGUUACCUAAAGGAUGUAAUUUUGAGGUAGCCAGAGGCUUCAUAGCGGGAGUUGGGAGAGCAGCUGGUAAAUCCCCAGUAAAGGAUGAUGACCGAUGGUACAACUGCAUGCCCUUGUAUCAUGGAACCGGUGGUAUUACCGCCAUAGCAAACCUGAUGAGUGGAAUCACAAAUUGCGUCGGCAAGAAAUUCAGCACUUCGAAAUUCUGGGGAGAUAUACGUGACUCCAAAGCAACAUGGUUCACAUAUGUUGGAGAGACAGCUCGCUACCUGCUCGCCGCACCUCCUUCUCCUCAGGAUAAAGAUCAUUGCGUUCGCGUCAUGUAUGGAAAUGGUAUGCGUCCAGAUGUGUGGAACAAAUUCAAAGCUCGAUUUGGAGUCCCUGAAGUUGUUGAGUUCUUUAACAGUACGGAAGGGGUUUUUUCACUCACCAAUCAUGCACGUGGAGAUUGGCUGGCUACUUGCGUGGGACAUCAUGGACUUAUCUCCAGAUGGCAGUUCAAUGAUCUGUAUGUUCCCGUCAAAAUAGACGAAGUUUCUGGAGCCAUUGCACGAGAUCCUAAAACUGGAUUUGCAACUCGGGAACCAUUUGAGAAAGGUGGCGAGAUCAUCGUUGCGAUUCCGAAUACAGCUGCCUUUGCGGGUUACUUCAACAACCCAGAAGCGACGAGUAAGAAGUUUGAGAGUAAUGUAUUCAAGAAAGGAGAUCUUUAUUACAGAACUGGCGAUGCUCUACGUCGAGAUAACGACGGGCGAUGGUUUUUCCUUGAUCGAUUGGGCGAUACCUUCCGCUGGAAAGGAGAAAAUGUUAGUACAGCUGAAGUUGCAGAGGUGUUAGGGAAAUACGACGGAGUUGUGGAGGCCAUCGUUUAUGGUGUCCAAUUACCUUCUCAUGAUGGUAGGGCUGGAUGUGCUGCCGUGUUCAUCGAUCCAAGUAUUAACAAUUUUGACUUUGCUGGGCUUUUGAAACACACACGGAAACAUCUACCUAAAUACGCAGUUCCGGUAUUCCUCCGGAUCGUGAAGGAAAUGGUACCAAUUCAUAACAAUAAACAAAAUAAAACACCACUUCGUGAACAGGGUGUUAAUCAUGAUAAAGUCAAAGCAGAUGACAAAUUACUAUGGAUAGAGGAGAAGGGUAAGGGAAAUACAUAUGUAGAGUUCCACCGGGAUCACUGGGCAGAUUUGGAGCUUGGAAAAGCAAGGUUGUAA